AUGCUCGCCUCACACACAAUAUGGUUACUCCCAUAUCUCAUAUGCCUCGCCGGCUUCGUCAAACUCAUUUCAAGGAUUCGAUCGCCUCUGACCAAACUUCCUGGGCCAAAAUACACUGCGAUUACCUCCAUCGUCCUCAAAUAUCAGGAAUUCACUCACGCCCGCCGGCCUUACGUUCACGCGCUGCACGAGAAAUAUGGACCGGUCGUUCGUCUGGCCCCGAACGAAGUAUCCUUCGCCACAGCCGAUGCAGUAAAAGAAAUCUAUAUGUCUGGCGGAAGUGGCUAUGACAAGACACCUUUUUAUACGUUGUUUAUGCAGUUCGGGACGCGAACGUUGUUUUCUACGCUGCCGCGGACGGCGCAUAGCUACAUGAAACGAUACCUGGCAGAUCGCUAUGCCAACACGAGUAUCAUGAAAACCGAGGUUUUGAAUGGCAUUUCCAGCCACGCGAAGGACUUCUUGAAUAAAUGCAUGGAGAGAUGUUCUUCCCGGGAUGGCUUUGCGGAUAUCUAUGUUCAUCUCCACUGCUUCGCUCUUGACGGUGUCACACAUCAGCUUUUCCAUCCAUACGGGACACACUCCAAUGUGAACGAGAAAGAUCUCCGUCUCAUGCAGGAACUGUCCUAUCACAACAGUUUGCAAAGCAACUACCUCCUCUACUACGCACCAUGGCUCUCGAAACCGAUCCACUAUAUCAACCCACCCAAGCCGGCACCCUUAUCCAACGAGUACGUCCUGAAAACUAGCAAGACUGAAUCGCCGUCCUCGUUCAGCCUCUUGUCCAAACUCCAAGCCCAGGCCAAGGCCACUUCGAGCAUGGCCCCUCUCGCCGUCCCCGCUGAAUGUAAAGACCACCUGGCUGCCGGUGUCGACACGACAGGCGACGCUCUGUGCCUCUUAAUGUACCACUUGUCACUGCCCACCUAUGCCUCGCAGCGCAUUCAAUCACUCCUGCAUCAAGAACUGGUCUCCAGCCCAAACACACCAUUUGAUCAACUACCUUACCUCGACGCCGUGGUCAAAGAGGGCCUGCGCUGCUUUCCGCCCAUACCUAUGUCUUUGCCCCGCUAUGUUCCCCAGGGAGGGAGCACCAUUGAAGGCCACUUCAUCCCCGGUGGCACGAUCGUAAGCUGUCAAGCGUGGACAUUGCAUAAGGAUCCCAAUGUAUUUCCUCACCCGUUAGAGUUCAUACCUGAACGCUGGUUGGAGAGAGAAGGCGGGCCGGAGAGGAAUCGGUGGUCAUUCGCUUUCUCGGCUGGGGGAAGAGGAUGUCUUGGGAAACAGUAA
Messenger RNA from Rhinocladiella mackenziei CBS 650.93, 1290 nucleotides. RefSeq lists its product as uncharacterized. The transcript is spliced from 4 exons. Gene Ontology annotation, molecular function: iron ion binding; monooxygenase activity; heme binding. The record is from RefSeq and is a predicted model, not a curated record. NCBI's taxonomy places the organism in Eukaryota, Fungi, Ascomycota, Eurotiomycetes, Chaetothyriales, Herpotrichiellaceae. The coding region runs from base 1 to 1290 and encodes 429 amino acids.